GGGGAGGAGGGGCUGCUGCGCGGCGGGCCCGGCUGAAGGAGGCUCUCUGUGGAGCCGGGGCUUCCUCGGAGCACGUUAUGGCUGAAGCGGUCGCGGUUUCGUGUUUUACUGCUUGUUUUGUUUUGUCGAAGGGAUCCCUCCUUUGGUGCUGCCUAACCAGUGAGUCCUUUAAAUACGCCCCAGCAGUGGUCACACAGAACUGACAAACUUAAACUGAAGGAGGGAAGAUGAUGUCCUUGGAUGGACCACGGAAGACAAUCAGUAACCCGAUUAUUCCAUAUGUCGGCACAAUACUUGGUGGCCUUGUACCUGGAGAGCUGAUUAUGAUACAUGGGACUGUUCUUGAUGAUGCAGACAGGUUCCAGGUGGAUUUACAGUGUGGCAGCAGCACAAAGCCUCGAGCUGAUGUGGCGUUUCAUUUCAACCCCCGCUUCAAAAGGUCUGGCUGCAUUGUUUGCAACACACUGGAGAGGGAAAAAUGGGGCUGGGAGGAGAUCACUUACGAGAUGCCCUUUCAAAAAGGGAAGUCAUUUGAGAUUGUCAUCAUGAUUUUAAAGGAUAAAUUCCAGGUGACUGUAAACAAGAAGCACUUGCUGCUCUACAACCACAGAAUUAGCCUUGGAAGAAUAGAUACUCUUGGAAUAUAUGGCAAAGUGCAGAUCAAAACAAUAGAUUUUGUUUCUAAUUCUUUACAAGGCUCUCAGCUAUCAUCUCUAGGAGUAACAAAGAUAAACACAGAAAAUGGGGAAAUGCCAGAUGGUUCACAAUUUGGAGUUCCUUACGUUGGGAAACUUGAUACUGCGCUUCGUCCAGGAUGCACAGUUGCCAUUAAAGGAGAAGUGAAUAAAAACCCAAAGAGCUUUGUGAUAAAUCUGAAAUCAAGUGACUCAAAGGACAUUGCGUUACAUCUGAAUCCCCGAAUGAAAAAUAAAGUUUUUGUGAGAAACUCAUACCUUCAUGACAGCUGGGGAGAAGAAGAAAAGGAAGUUGCCAACUUCCCUUUCAGUCCAGGGAUGUACUUUGAGCUGAUCAUUUUCUGUGAUGCCCACCAGUUCAAAGUUGCUGUUAAUGGUGUUCACACUCUGGAGUACAAGCAUCGUUUUAAACAACUUGAAAAGAUCAAUGUAGUGGAAGUCAUGGGAGAUGUUCAAUUGUUAGAUGUGAGGAGCUGGUAGUUCUUUUCAAUCACUACUAAAAGAAUUAAACCUCUUCUAAUGACAGUGCCUCCUUGUCAAGUACAAACAGGCGCUGACUUGCGCUGAGCCUGCCUUUAUCUAUCUAGGCUUCUGCAUCUGCCUCUCUGAGUUAGGCGAGUACCAGAACUGCUAACUGUGAGAUUAAAUCCUCCUCUAGUUUACAGUAUCCUGGCAAGCUAAGUAAGUCUUUGCUCAGCUAAAUCUCUUAGCAAUAUGAAAAUGCUGCAUCAUACUGUGUUUAACAAUUGCACUUGAUAUGUUUAACUACUCAGCAUUUCUUGAUAGCAUACAUUCAGUAUUGUGAAGUAGAAACAAGACUGAAAGAGGAUCUGAAGAUAUGGUUAUCUACCCCAAAAGGGAAAUUGAUAAUUCAUUAAAAUUAUGAAAUACACUCUUCUGCUUCUUAGUUUAUAUUAGCAACUAUAACCUUUUUACUGAGGCUGGAUUAAGCAAACAGUUGACCCAUCAGUUCUAGCAAAAAACAAGAAGGAAUUUGAUCUUGCUUCUUAGCCUGCAGCUGCAGCACUACCCUCUCUGACACUUAUAAGCAGGAGGUGACAUAAGCGGUUUAAAUCAAACAUACAGCAGCACUUCUAGCUUUUAGUUUUCCAAAGUGAAACAAAUGAAAAUGAUUUAGCUGGUUCCAAUUGUGUGAACUUUUGAAAGGUUGUAUGAUCUGAAACGGCUUCUAACCGAGUUGAGAUUGCUCAGGGACUGAAGUAGAUGUUUGUGUUUUUCUUUUUUUUUUUAAAAUCUGUGAACCCAGGUAGUCCAGGCAGGGUUUCAGCCAAGAUGAGACUCAGAUACUUAUCAGUGGAAUAGAGAAUGGAUCCUUUUUCUGUCUUGUCUUGUAUUAAAAUACUACCUAUCUGAAACAAGCUGUUCCUAUUCAAUGUUUUCCAUACAAAUGUCAGUCUUAAUUUUUAUACUCAUUUUUAAAAAUAAGUUGCUACUGGCUGUCAAUACAUGCCUGAGUGAUGUUCCUGUUUAUCUUAACAGCUGCUAAAAGAGUGAAGCAAUUUCAAGAAUAAGCUGUACCCUAAAAGACUGUUUAAGAUAAAUUACCAGAUUUAAUGUAUAAAAAGCAUAAAUAAAAACAUUUGUGAACUCUG
Harpia harpyja (harpy eagle) is the source of this 2308-nucleotide messenger RNA. RefSeq names its product galectin 8 (gene LGALS8). The transcript is spliced from 10 exons. The record is from RefSeq and is a predicted model, not a curated record. NCBI's taxonomy places the organism in Eukaryota, Metazoa, Chordata, Aves, Accipitriformes, Accipitridae. The coding region runs from base 228 to 1175 and encodes 315 amino acids. Gene Ontology annotation, molecular function: carbohydrate binding.